AUGGAGAUAAACGUUAGAUGGCAGAUUCGCUGGCCACAUCAAGACUGGAGAGUUAUACUGACUUCGAGAAAUAAAACCCUGCAAUAUUAUGACACUUCCAAACAUUUCAACAGUAGACUUGAUUUUAGGCCUGAGGGCUUUGCUCUUCUCAUCAACAAGACGCAGAAGCAGGACACUGGCCUCUACCAACUGGAACUCACCUCAAGAAAUGGGGAUAAGAAGAACAUUGAGUUCCAGGUUUCCAUAUUCGAAUCUCUGCUUACAGACAAGGUGGAGAAGCCCCAGCUGCAGGGCCAGACAGAGAUCCUGCCUGGAGGGAAGUGCCGAGUGUUUCUGAACUGCUUGGUUUCCGGGGCUGACAACGUGAACUUUACUUGGCAUAGCGGGAGAGAGCAGAUCCAGGGGUGGAAAAAACAGACCUACCAGGAGGAGGUGGCUAUCAACAGCUCGCUGGUGUAUACUUGCAAUGUCAGCAAUGCAGUCAGCUGGGCAACCAGCACCCUCAACCUCACGCAAGACUGUCUGAAUCCCUCAGUAUUUGGCUCCCUGCCCCUUCUGAUAAUCUCCACGGUUGUCCCAGCCAUACUUGCCAUCCUCUUCGUCAUCUUCACUGUCUGCUUCUGUGUGCGGAAGAAGAAGAUGAAGCAGUCAGUCUCACCAGCUGGGCUGAUCCCCAAGAAGAGCCCAACCUUGUUGUAUUUGGUGUCUGAACAUGAGUUUUCAUAUCCCCAUAAGACCAAGCUGACCUUCCAGGGUCCCUCUGCUGGGGAAGGCUACGGGCGUGCCAGCUUGAGCAGCCAGCAGCAGACUUUUGGGGGUGAAAAACAAAAGGAAACUCUUUCCACAAUCACUAUCAGACUCUGGUACAAGGCUGAGAGCAAGUGA
Molecule: messenger RNA, 885 nt
Organism: Talpa occidentalis (Iberian mole)
Lineage: Eukaryota; Metazoa; Chordata; Mammalia; Eulipotyphla; Talpidae
Gene: CD244
Product: CD244 molecule
Exons: 5
Coding region: 1-885 (294 amino acids)
Biological process (GO): natural killer cell activation involved in immune response
Cellular component (GO): external side of plasma membrane
Molecular function (GO): MHC class I protein binding
Source: RefSeq, a predicted model, not a curated record